This is a messenger RNA of Spirometra erinaceieuropaei, 9883 nucleotides long. Lineage: Eukaryota; Metazoa; Platyhelminthes; Cestoda; Diphyllobothriidea; Diphyllobothriidae. The record is from the annotation of a GenBank genome assembly.
AUGGCCGAGAGUGGUGUCCCCCAGGGUUCAGUACUGGAACCUAUUCUGUUCCUUAUCUACGUGGAAGAUGCUGCAAGAGCUUUAGACUGCGAAUUAGCUAUUUUUGCCGAUGACAUGAAGAUAUGGAGUGUAAUUCGGGGUCCUGCCGACGAAGACAGACUGCAGAUGGACCUGAAUCGGUUGGAGGAGUGGUCAAACCGUUGGCUCCUGCGGUUCAACGUUGCCAAAUGUAGCAUCCUUCGCCUAGGCAACACAGCCAGAUCUGCCAGCACAAGAGACAUCUUUCUGAGCGGUGCAGCCUUAAAAGUUGCCGAAGCCCUAAAAGACCUCGGUGUGCUGACGACCAGUUCCCUAAAGCCAUCCGCCCACAGCUCGAGAGUGGCAAAAAUCGCAAUGUCCGUACUGUACGCCAUCAAGCGUGCGUUUAUGGACUUUGACGAAGAAGCUUUCUCUAAGACAUUCGGAACAUUCGUCCGACCGCAUUUAGAGUACGGCAUACAAGGCCGGAGGCCGUGGGCGGUUGAGGAUCCAAACUGCCUCGAAAUAGUCCAGAGGAGAGCCACGAAGAUGGUUAGGGGUCAAAGCUCCUUUUCUUAUGCAACACGCCUAGUAAAUCUAAACCUAUUUCCUUUGAGUUAUAGACAACUUCGCGGGGAUCUCUUGCAAGCCUUCCGCAUUGUUAAGGGGUUGGAUUGCAGUCUGGCCUUUGAGGACUUUUUGAAUUUGCUACCACGACCAACCUCCGAGGUCACCCGUUAAAACAGCACACUCAGCAGCCAAGGCUGGGUGUGCUGAAGUUCUCCUUCUCUGUUCGAGGGAUCUAACCAUGGAAUGCCCUUCCCGCAGAUGUUGUGAUGUCACCAUCUAUACAAAGUUUUAAAAGGAAUCUUGGCAUAUUUAUGUUCCAAAAUGACCAAGAGCGAUGAGAAGUAGAGCUUACCCAUUGUAACUCGUUCCCCUUUUGUCCUACCAUUAUGGGCGUGUUUGAAAUAUUUUAGCGCAGAACAUUUAUCAGUAUACCACACAUUUUUACAUUGGCAACAGGAUACCAAAAUGCUUACGCCUAUUUUCCUCAAUAAACUGAACUGAACUGAACGUCUUCGAUCACCACGAUUUAACCGCCCAGUUAGCCUUCAUGUCUCCAUAUUCACAUGGCAUCUAUGGCACUUCCGAGCACGCGUGAUACAAGCCGUCUACCCUAACUUUGAAAUCCUGUUGUGCUAUACAGAGGACAGGAUAUGUGCGGCAUGCAAAAGCGGGUUCUUUAGCCUUGUUAUUUACUGCACACGACUUCUUCUCCGGUCCCCUUGACGUUGUCUCGACAGCAAUUUCAGGUGGGCGAAGAUCAGCAGGGUGUGGUAUAUACAGUGAAAGUGCACUAUUACUGUGGACUGAUUCACGCGCCCCUCACAACCCCUACGUCAACCCUGAUGUGGGGCACACGGUGUACCUCACCGUUCCCGACGAACGAACUGUCAUGCGUUGCAGUUCAGUCCUUCGGCCUUCUUAUUUGUGGCCAGCCACGACAAACGCGAUGAAGAAAUCGGGUCACUGCUGAUCUUUUCUUGGUUCAGUGGAAACUACUGACAUUGACGGAUGAGAUGGUAGUCGAGCAAUUGUUGUGUUGGUAACAAUCUCAAUAAUACUCGUAUUAGCAGUAGCAACACUAGUAGCAGUGGCAUUAGUAGUGUAUUAGAAACAGCAGCAUCAGCAGACCCAUUAAUCCUAAUGGAUUUAUACCUUCGAUUACCAUCUACUAAGGACAACUCUAGAAGCUCUACUCACGCAACAUGUCCUGUUUCCAACUAGAGCUCGUGGAGGGCAACAGGCCAGUUGUCUGGACCUCGUUUUUACCAAAGAUCCUGACAGUAUAGACGAGGUGUACUACCUACCCCCGCUCGGUCGAAGUGAUCAUGCAGUGCUUUUAUGCGAGUACUUGCUGUAUUCUGAACCGUGUGCAAAAGGCAAUACGAGGCCAAAUAUAUGGAAAGGGGACUUUCGCCAAAUGAGAGCUGAGGCAUCACAAAUAGACUGGGAUGUUCUCUUCUCCGGAAACGUUAACGAGGACUGGAAUUUAUUCAAGGAUCGUUUACUGCAUCUAAUGAAGAACCACUGUCCCUUAUCAAAGCCUAGGACAUCCAACCGCCCUCAGUGGCUUACACGAGAACUCAAAAGGGAGAUCAACAAGAAAGGUAGGUUGGGGAAAAAAUUUCGCGAGAACAACAAUAAUGCAGCGUUUACAGAAUACAGAAUUCAAAGAAAUAAGGUGAAAAGCCUGAUUUUCAGGAGGCGACGGGAUUUUGAGAGUAAUUUGCUCCACCGAGCCGUUAAAAAUCCGAAAUUACUCUACAGCUAUUUGCGGAAAAGCACACGUAACAGGAAUCCCAUUCCUGUUAUGAGGGGUGAUGACGGCUUGGAGAUAUCGGACAGUACAAAUAAGGCUGAGCACUUUUCUCAAUUUUUCCGAUCCGUUUUCACCAGAGAAGCAGACUUUACCCCAUCUAAUUCUGAGAACAUGAGAGAUCCCACAAUCGAAAAUAUUGUGUUUCGAGAAGAAGCGAUUUUGGAAGAACUGAAAAGCUUGAAGGAAUGUAAAUCUCCCGGUCCGGACGAGAUUCCAGCAAAGCUGCUCUUUGAGCUUGCCCAACAGCUGGCCAAGCCACUAUCCUUUCUGUACCAAAAAUCGUUUGAUGCUGGAAUUCUUCCCACAGACUGGAAGACGGCCCACAUUACACCCCUUUACAAAAGCGGUAGUCGUGCUCAGGCGACAAACUACAGACCCGUCAGUCUGACAUCAAUCUGCUGCAAAGUGAUGGAGAAAACAAUCAAAAAGGAGUUGAUGGCUUACUUGGAAACCCACAACCUCUUGUCCAAUGCACAAUAUGGUUUCCGUAGGGGAAGAUCAUGUGUUACGAACUUGCUAUACACAAUGCAAAGUUGGACACGAGCACUGGACGCAAAACACACCGUGCAUGUUGCCUAUAUUGAUUUUCGGAAGGCGUUUGACAGUGUUCCGCACCAGCGUCUCCUACACAAGUUGAGAAUUAUGGGCAUCGGUGGCAAACUUCUCAAAUGGAUCGAAAAUUUCCUUGUCGGCCGCUCCCAAAUUGUCUGCGUAGAACAACAGCAAUCAAGGUGCACAUUCAUAGAGAGUGGGGUCCCACAAGGCUCGGUGCUCGGACCAACCCUCUUUCUCUUGUUCAUCAAUGAUUGCGUAGAUGGGUUGGAUUGUGAUUGUGCCAUGUUUGCGGAUGACAUAAAAAUCUGGAAAGUCAUCCAGAAUGCUGCCGAUGAGACCAACUUCCAAGAAAAUUUUUGUCGAUUGGACGAGUGGUCCCGCAGAUGGCUCUUGUCCUUCAAUUUGAACAAAUGCACCAUUCUGCGCAUUGGAAAUCAGAGCCCUAGUACGCGGCAAUACCAUCUGAACGGAAUGCCACUCCGAGAAGCAGAAACUCAGAAAGAUCUCGGAGUUUGGGUUGCAGACAGCCUAAAGCCUUCUACACAAUGCUGUAAGGCGGCCAAGGCCGCAACGUCAAUGCUAUAUGCCAUCAAGCGGGCAUUCGUAGUUUUCGAUGAAGACUGCUUCACCAAAGUCUUCGGCACGUUUAUAAGGCCCCAUCUCGAAUAUGCAAUUCAGGCCUGGAGACCGUGGACGCAUCAGGAUUACGAUCUGCUCGAAAGGGUGCAGAAACGAGCAACAAAAUUAGUAAGAGGUCAAAGUGCACUGCCAUACGAGAUCCGCUUAACUAACCUUAAUCUCUAUCCUCUGAGUUAUAGGCAGUUGCGCGGAGACAUGAUACAAACUUUCCGUAUCGUGCGCGGCUUGGAUUGUGCCCUUCGGUGCGAUGACUUUUUCCAACUCGCCACUACAACUCACCUCCGGGGACAUCCCUUCAAGCUACGUGUGCCACAGGGUAGACUGAAUGUGAGAAAAUAUUUCUUCUCCAACCGUGUCGUGGAACCGUGGAAUAACCUGCCCGAUACGGUUGUUAUGUCUCAAUCUGUGGACACAUUUAAAUGUCGCCUUGACAGAUAUAUGCUGCAGCAACAAGCGGACUAUGUGACUUUUUAACCAUGUGACUAGUGACAUAUGUGAAUCAAUGUAUGCAUUCACUUAAUGCUGUAAUUUCUUCACAUUUUUGCUCGUUUAUCGAUUUUUUAUGUACAAAUAGGGAGUUCAAAGGCCUAAGCCUAUUUCCCUCAAAUACACUGACUGACUGACUGAGUACGGUAAAAGUUAACAGUACUAAAAGGCUAGCGGAAUUAGUGAACUGAUGUUUCGACUGUCGAUCCCGACGAUGUUCACUGUGUGCUGCACAACGGGUUGGGCGACGAGGUCUUGACUUGCGCGGUAGUUUACAGUCAUGGCAGAAUUUUGCUGUAUCCUCUCCUCUCUUUGCCCCCUCAUCAGCCUGGUCCCGGUGUCAAGACAGAUUCAAUAAGACCGGAGGUUGGAUUUGACGCAAGGGGCUGGCACGGCGUGAGCCCAAACCUAGGCGUACCACCACACCCGCGGUCCACCCACAAAGGACUAAGAUUUCACACAACAGUAUAAAGAGGGGGUGGUCGGGAUCACAGCUGAGUGAGUGCGCUAUGAGGGUCACACUCAUCAGAAUUCAACUCUGCUCUCGUGAUUUCGAAACCUUGCCCGUAGAUCUUGAUGUUAAAUCACCAUUUCAACCCCAAAUGGUCUGUUUACGAUCAUGGCGUGAAUUCUCUGUUUUCGUCAUUUGCUAGUAGUUUGGUCGUGCAGCGAAGAGGUCUAAGGGUCGUAUUCUCUCCUCUACGCCCUAAUGACCGCCCUAGUGCUUAAUGUCCCAUCUUCGGCUAGACUCUAAGCGGACAGCGUCCGAUCGCGACUAAGUUUCUCUGUCUUGCCAAUUUGAGGAGGAUAACCUCAUUCGGUUUGGGAAGCUCUGCCUUGACGAUCUACGUUUUGAAUCUCUUAUAAAUACCACAUGCAGGCCAGUCUUGUUCGACCCGCAUAUUGCCCUUUUCAUGAGUUGAAGUUUUUUCUCCUUAAAAGUUAGCCAAUUCAUACUUAUCUAGUUUUUUUCACAAGGAGUAUUUUCACUGUUCGCUGGGCAUUUUUACAUGUAUGUGUUUAAUCUACGAUCGAAAACUUAAUAACGUAUAGAAUCAGUCUAAUUGCCCUGAAAUUUGCUGGAAGAUUUGUAUUUGCUUGCUAUGAUGCGACCUCCAGGGGUCUUUUUAUAAAAUAAUUUAUUUAUUUACAUUAGGAAGGAGCAAAUGCAGCCUGAUUAUCCGUCCCGAGAAGAAGACAGAAUUAUCACUUCAGUUGACAGCCUUCCGCGACACGGAUUUUGGAGCACCCUGAUAGAUUCGAGGGCGAAUAUGCGCUGAGAAUGUUAACUUUACCCUCCCUGCCUUUUCUCAGACAAGUUCCCUCUGUCCGGGACGAUCACCCGUCUGAUGCGUGAGUGGGCGCGGUGACAGUUGAAGAACCCGACUGCGCGUGCCACACACAACGGGGAUGCGCCGCUCGGAUCAGUGACGGUGGAACAGGGAUGGUGGGAGUAGUAGGCGGGGUAACUCGUUCUCCGCGGUCAGUACUGUGUGCGUUCAUCAACUGACUUGACCGAUGACUACGAUUCAGACUGCAGUGUCCCCUUCUAAAUGCGGCGUCAAUGACACUCGCACCCAGGUGGGACCCGAACAAUCCCGUUUUUGUGAAAACCGAGUACAUUGUGUUGUCGCCGGGCCGCGUGUGGCACGCGUAUACUGGCUGUUCAAAUUUCCAGCCAGUGUCUUUGUGCCUGUCUGCGGCCGUUCUGUCGCUGCGUUGUCAUAGAACCCAGGUGGAAGGGGGGAUAUGUGCGACAUACACUGCGCAAGCCCUCUAUCACUUCAAACCUGUCCACUCGCAGGUAACCGUCCUGUGCCCAUCGUGUUGCGGGACACAAACGGUGGACAUCAUCGCAUGCGACGGCUGAACUGACACUAAUAGUAGCAGUAGUAGUAGUAGUAGUAGUAGUAGUAGUAGUAGUAGUAGUAGUAGUAGUAGUAGUAGUAGUAGUAGUAGUAGUAGUAGUAGUAGUAGUAGUUACAAUAGUAGCAUAAAUGACAAUUUUAAUCAUAGUAGUGCGUACACUAUCACUAAUGGGGUGAAGGUGAUGAUGAUGGCAAUGAAAGCAGCCUAUUUUCACAGACAUGGGAGUUCGCGUACACCCACGCACCAAACUUCACAAUUCUCUGUACUAUUUCGGACCCUGUACACGAUUAUAAGCAAGCAACAUGGCAGGAAUGAGAUACCAACGUUCGAGCCGACGCACUUUCGUUGGAGAUUCGCUUGCUUUGUGUCAUUUGCAAAGAAGGAAUACUUGACGAAAAGACUACUGUUUUCACUGAUUAUCCUCAGGUCAGGUCAUUUUUAAGAUAGAGAGGGCAACCAAAGCAUGUACGCAGUAAGAGCAGUCAAGCAAUGGUGAUAUUUUCACACAGUCUUCGUGAGGAGGCUAGGGGAAGAUAAUUAAAAGCAGUUAGCUGGUAUAGGCCGCUGACUGGGAGGCAGACGCCGGGAGACGGGACAACAGGGCGUCUCCUACGACAACUAAAAUCGUGGCCGAAAAACAGCAAAAGAAAUAUGAGGGGAUCUCUUAACCGGGGGGUUUGGGGGAACUGGCGUAACAUCCGCCUUAGGACACUGUUGGCUCAUCGGCUUGACUUCGCCUGUUGACAGUGUGUGCUGUGUGCCCAUGCGGCAAUCUAGGAGUCGUGAAUAAGAAGGCCGCCAGUUGAUGUGCUGACUCGCUUCCCCUCAGGGCUGUUGUUCAGGUUGUGACCGUUGCUUCUUUAUGCGGCAUUUUCGAUAAUUUCACCUACUUGGGAUUCAAGUCGCCCCUAUUGUAGCCUGACAGAGGCGAAGAGAACACCGGAUGUUGGGUCUGGCACGCGUACACUUGGUUUUUAGCUAUCUUAGCCGUUGCCCCCAUGCCCACAUUUGUGUGGACAUUGGAGGGAGAUGAGUGAGUCAAGAGAGAAUGUAAUGGAUGUUGCUUUAAUUGGUCCCGUCACCAAAUACGUAUACUGGCCGGGUAUUUCUUCACAACUGUCAACCGCACGGGACGAAGUCCCUUUGUAGAGACAUUGAAGUGCUCCUCGGAAGCGAACUGGCUGUGAAUACAAGGAGUCGCGCUUUAUUCCCACAAUGGCUAUUUCUCUUGUCGUUUUGGAAGAAACAAAGUUUGAUAAGUGGACUACUGUUCUAAGAGACACCUUGGACAUAUCUUAAAUGCUUCAAAGUAGCCCCUUGUUCGAUAGUAAGAUGCCUCCAUAAAAAACUUAAAAAAUGACUGAUUAGUAUUAGACGGGUUGCCCACAGGGAAGACGGAUUGUCCGUCAGUCUAGCUGCUGGCUAACCGACGCGUACAUAGGUGGCGGAUAGUGGAACGGCCUUCAAUGAAGGUUAGUUGCGAGGCAGGCAGACCCAGGUCUGACGAAUAAGCAGUUGCGGACCAGCAAUGACAGUGCUACCAGAGUGAGGAGGCCUGAGAUCUGGCACCCUUAAAGCCUUAUAAAAAAAGCCGCAAAGCCCGAUAACGGUAUUUGUGACAUGGCGACCGUUAACCGCCAGUAAAUAAGCUUGCUUGCGACCGCUGCCUUGCGGUUAGGAUUCUAAGUCAAAAUGCUAGGGAAAACAACCUUGAACGAACAAUCAAAGCGGAUAUUGGGCAUCCGCCUGUAUCCAAAAUUCCAAAAAAACCUCAUUAAAUAUGUCCGACUGUAGUAUUACGACCCAUGCUACGACGUCCGCGGGAACCAACGCGCUUCGCAACCCCGGUCCAGUGGUGCGUACAAAUAGUAUGCGAGCUGGAAAGGGCUCUUAGUAUUGGAUGCUAGAAUGUGCAAACGUUCGUAGACACUGGUACCCAAAGUCUGACUGCGCGCAGCCUUCAUUAGUACAACGUGGAUUUUUGUUGUCUGUCUAAAGUUGGACUUCCUGACUCAGGCUCUCUAGGAUAAAAGAUACCUGUAGUCGAAGCACACUUCACCACAGCAGCCCACGCGACUCAUCUGGUGGACACAGUGUGGCGAUUGUCUUCUCGCAACAAGCGGAUUUCGCGUUACUUGCUUGGGAGCCAGUCAAUGGCCGGAUGGCCUACGUCCGACCAAAGGCUCAAUUCACGAAAAUCUCCAUCGUCUCUGCGUGCUCACCAACUUCAGCUGUCGAACAGCGUGAUAAAGAGGCAUUUUACUCGCAGCCACAAGCAUUAGUUGACAGACUCCCUCGCCGCAAUCCGCUGAUUGACGCCGGGGAUUGGAAUGGCAAAACUGGACCUGGCGACUCUACCAACAGUCAACUUCUUGGCGGCUUUGGAAUUGGUUCCCAUGUGAAAAUGGUGAGAGCUUGCUGAAGUUUGUUGAUCAGGACCAACUGUUUGUCACCAACACGCGUUGCCAACAUCGAAAAAACAACUCCUGACCUGGUAUUUAAACGACGGUCAUGCGGCCAGCCAGAUUGACUACAUGCUAGUCAGCUCAAGGUUCCGCAGCUGGGUUUACGAUAGCAGAUCGAUGUGUGGUGCCGAGACUGGUAACGCCCAUAGGUCGGACCAUGUCCUCAUUCGUACACACUUGAAGGUUCACCUCUCAUCCGCACCCGAAAUGCCACGGCUUAGACACCUUGACGUCGCACAAAUCCGGAAAGCCAGCACUGUCGAGGCCCUGAGCAGAGGAAUCUGGUUCUGUUUUAAAACCCGAGCCCACGAAGAUGACAGUAAUCAGUGGUCGUCAUUGAAAGCGUCAGUCUAUAGUGCAGCUGAGAAAGUCUUUCGAUAUGCUCAGCGACACCGCAGUGACUGGAUCGUCGGAAAAACCCUGCAGUUGUCUGCACAGAUGACUCGAGCCAGGUCCCGUAAUGAUGAUUCCUUCCGCCAACUCUGGAAGAUGACGGCCAAUUCGACCAGGGAUGACCGGAAUCAAUAUUGGGCUGAAAUGGCGACCUCCGUGGAACAGGCCUUGAACGUCGGUGGCUUUCGAAAACUCUACCAACUUAUCCAUCAAGUUAGUGGUAAGCCCUCUACACUGAGUGACCCUGUUCGCGACUUGAAUGGCGUCUUUAUUGUUGAUAACUCGGCCAAAGUCGAGCGUUAGCGUAAGCACUUCGAACACUCUCAACCUCGAUACCUAACUCACCACACCCUUGCUCCCCUCUGCAGCAGAGUUUAUUCCCUCUCCAACCCAUGCGGUGUCAUGCGACCCCCUUCUGAAGGAGAAGUCGCAGAUGCCAUGCGAAAGCUACGCAACAAGGUACCCGGAGAGGACGGUAUAUCUGUUGAAAUCUACAAGUCUUGCGCCGACACUCGGACGCCCUGGCCCCAUGAGGUGAUUGAACAAGCGUGGAGAGAAAGAGGUUACUCCUGAUGACGAAGACCCGAGCAUCGCUGUGCUAUCCUCAAGAAGGUAGAUAAGACAAGGUGCCAGAACUACCGCGGCAUAAGCGUCAUCGACGUUGCUGCGAAGAUCUUCGUUAUUGCCCUUCUCAGGCGAUUCCAUGCUGCACAUGACUCCUGGACGAGGCCCAAUCAAGCCGGAUUUCCUUAUGGACGUGAAUGCGCGGACGGACCAGGUAUUUACACUGAGGUGCAUUCUCGAAUUUUGCCAUGGUUACCAGCAACCGACAGCCGUCUGCUUUGUUUACUUUGUCGCCGCGUCCGAUUCCAUCCGUCGUGAGUCCCUUUGGCGGAUAAUGGCACUAGAUGGUGUACCGCCGAAAAUCGGCGCCAUGAUCGAGGCCUACUACCGCUCAACCACUGCGCGAGUUUUAGUCCAUAAGAAUCUUUCCCAAGCGUUCGGUAUUCGGUCUGGCGUUCGACAGGGUUGUAUCCUGUCGCCCAUUCUGUUCAACUGCGCUAUUGAAUAG